AGCCCGUAUAAUCUAGUAGCAAUGGACGUGAGGAACUCUGUAGGCGUUAUUGUGACCAAUUCGGCGGUAACGAUUGCGUGGUACCCGUUUCAUAUGGUAAAGACGCUUAUUCAGGUCGGUCAUGAGCCGCUCGCUCCUUGCGACAGCAUCUCGUUUCCCUUUUUCAAUCGUUCCGUGAGACGCUUUCCGUCCGCGUUCAGCUACGUUGGCUACAUUCGUCGACGCGACGGCGUUUUUGGCCUCUAUCGAGGUCUCACGGCGAAACUGGUGGAGAACGCGGUCGGCUGUUUGGUGAGCGAGUACGUCAUGCACGCGGUGAGGCCCGCGAAGACGAAACGAGUGCAAGAGCUCGAUCUACGGACGGUUGACAUCCGGGACUAUGCCGUGCACGUGCUGAAGGAAGGCGUUGAAACGAUGGUGGCUCGUUCUGCCGGGUUGUUUUUCAGUCAGCCUUUCUACGUCAUCAGUCUUCGCGCGCUCGUGCAGUUCGUUGGCCAGGAGACGAUGUACAACGGGAUAUUCUCGUCUAUCCGGGAAAUUUUGUGGCAGGAAGGCGUGACGGGUUUCUACUCCGGAUUCAUUCCUCGACUCAUCUACGAACUGUCCGUGUUCUGGAUUGCGCACACCGUCCGCUCUGUUGUUGAACUCUUAGUGGCUAGAUUUGGAGAUAACGAGGAGAAGGAGGACGACAACGAUGGUUCUCAGUAUCAAUUCCAUUUUGUGGCCAGUUUUUUGGGCUCUCUGCUUGCCUAUCCCAUUCAACUGGUUGCAACGCUAAUGUCAGUCAACAACUGUGGACUAGAGGCUACUCAGCCGCCGGUCAUGCCAGUGUUUGCUGGUGUGUGCGACUGUUGGUCAUAUUUGAGAUCGAACAACAUGAUGAGACGAGGAUCCAGCAUAUUUGUGAGAAGUGUACAGUGAUUAGUGCAGCAUAGAGUAACGACACGUUACUACACAAUUCGAGUUCUAGCUGUUGGCUUUUGUCUGAUUGUCAAAUAGUUUUUGUAUUUCAAUAAACGGUGCGAGCUAGUCUGAUCAACUAUCUUUAUGAUUUCUUUGGUAUUCGUUAGUGAAAACAGCAAUGGCCGUUUGAUUUUCGGGCAAAUACAAUGUACAAGCAACUACAUUUUAAAA
Messenger RNA from Corticium candelabrum, 1134 nucleotides. Its product is annotated as mitochondrial carrier homolog 2-like. Lineage: Eukaryota; Metazoa; Porifera; Homoscleromorpha; Homosclerophorida; Plakinidae. Bases 22 to 921 code for a protein of 299 amino acids. The transcript is spliced from 2 exons. The record is from RefSeq and is a predicted model, not a curated record.